This is a messenger RNA of Trichoplax adhaerens, 2094 nucleotides long. RefSeq lists its product as uncharacterized. Gene Ontology annotation, cellular component: membrane. Lineage: Eukaryota; Metazoa; Placozoa; Uniplacotomia; Trichoplacea; Trichoplacidae. The transcript is spliced from 6 exons. Bases 1 to 2094 code for a protein of 697 amino acids. The record is from RefSeq and is a predicted model, not a curated record. Gene Ontology annotation, molecular function: protein binding; transmembrane transporter activity. Gene Ontology annotation, biological process: transmembrane transport.
AUGAAAUCUCCAAAGGAUAGCGACGAUUUGGAUAGAAAUCAAUCCAAUGAAAGUAACUCGAGUCGAGUUGAUGAUCAACAAGUAAAAAAACCAUCAACAAGAUUGGGUUAUUUUAACUAUAGGCCGGAUUACUUGCAACGUUUUAACACACCACGUUGGCUAUUAGCGGUAUUAUGCCUUUAUGUAACAGCAAUCAAUGUCUCACUAUUGGGGUUUCGCGGUGUUGUUGUGCCACAAAUUGAGAAGCGAUUUAAUAUGACUUCUACCUUUAUUGGUACAAUUAUGAGUUCUGUCGAUAUUGCUAACGGAGUUAGUGGUAUUUUGUUAACUUACUAUGUUGGACAACGCCAUAAAAGCAAAUGGAUUGGCUACGGAAUUAUUAGCUUUAGUGUUGGCUCUUUCGUAUUGCUAAUACCACAUUUUAUAGCUGGCUCGUACUACUAUGGAGAUAUAACUAUUAAUAAUUCUUCACAAACCAAUAUUCUAUGUAGAAGUCAUUCCUUCAAUGCUUCCCAUGCUUUUUGUAAUAAUAUAGCUCAUCAGAGUACACCGUGGGUUUAUCCAUUAAUAUUUAUUGUGGGUCUCACAUUAUGUGGUAUCGGGUUUAGUAUUGAAUACAAUGUAGGUUUAGCUUUCAUCGAUGAGAACGUUAGCCCAACUAUUUCGCCAUUAUAUAUUGCUAUUUUUCAUAUGAUGGCUGUAUUAGGACCCACACUAGGCUAUGUUGUGGGCGGAAUCUUUAGCAAUAUAUACAUUGAUUGGCCAGUUGUUCCAAAAGACUUGAAUUCUAGUGAUCCUCGAUGGAUCGGUGCUUGGUGGCUAGGGUAUUUAAUUGUCGGAUGCAUCACCUUGGUAUCAUCAAUUUUCAUCUUUGCAUUCCCCUAUCACUUGCCUACUUAUCAAAAAAGUAGAAUUAAAAGACUUAUUCAAUCAAAAUCGACUAAUAAACCUGUAGAUGACAGUCAGUAUGGUAAACGUUGGGCUGAUUUUCCGCGUGCUUUCUAUAACGUUGUCAGCAAUCGAAUAUUCUUACUAGCAGUUGCUGGCAUAAGUAUCGACCAAGUUCUAGUUAUUGGCUUUUCCACUUUUUUACCUAAAUACAUUCAAUCGCAAAGUGGAGCAUCUUUACUAACAGCAACGACAAUCUCUGGUACAACUGUUGUCAUUAGUGCAGGUAUUGGACAAAUCUUGGGUGGAUUCAUUACAAAGCGCUGGAAUUUAGUGGGCUCUAAAAUAUCCAAAUUUUGCUUCUUUGUCUGUAUUAUGAGUUCCCUUUCCACGUUUGUACUACUCAUUUCUUGUGAUAAUCCUAAAAUUGCUGGUUUAUUCGUGCCAUAUCCUCAUUCAUCUAACGUUACUAUGACUUGCAACGCCAAAUGCUAUUGUGACCAAAAUCUAUUUAGUCCUGUCUGUGGAGAAAAUAGCAUUACUUACCAGUCUCCCUGUCAUGCUGGGUGUAAUAUCACAAUUAGCAAUGGCAAUAUAAUUAAUACAAAUUACUCUAGAUGUAGCUGCAUAAACUCUGGCAGCGAGAACAUUGUUUCAACUGGAGCAUGUUUAAGCCAAACCUGUUCCCUGAUAUAUCCUUUAAUAAUUGGAAUUAUGAUUAUGGUUUUCACCACGUUCUUAUCUUUUACACCUACGUUAACCGUAGUAUUAAGGAGUAUUCCUGAAAGUCAAACGACGUUUGGAAUGGGCGUUGAAGGGGUAAUAUAUCGAAUAUCAGGUGGAUUACUUGGUCCAGUUAUAUUUGGAUAUGCUAUGGAUAGUUCAUGCUCGUUGUGGAAUGAGCAAUGUGACCAAAGACAAUUUUGCUGGCGAUACGAUAACCAAAAACUAGCAUUAUACAUAUUUUACAUUGCUCUUGCUUGCAAAUGCCUUAAAGUGUUUAUUUAUGCAAUGUUAUGGUACUUUCAUCGCAGAGAAGAAAUGUAUUCUGCUGGUAAAAUAAAUGCAGAAGAAAAGGAAAAAUCUUCAUUAGCAAAUGGCAACAACGAAAAGAACGGAUUGGGAUCUACAGUUGAACCUAAAAUUAGUUCUGAAAGAACAACUGCCGCUGUAGUUUAUGCAUUUCCUCUAGAAACUCAAGUUUAA